AUGGCCGAAGAUAAGCUUGGACUGCUUCAGCAGAGAUACGGCAGUCCACCAGGUGACGCCCUGACUAGCUCGCCUUGGUCCCCAACUCUAUCACUCAUCCUCAACCACACUUCCGUGCGGUACUACCUACCCGACGCCCUUCCCGCGGGAACUCUCGAAGCUCUCAUAGCAGCCGGCCAAAGCGCAUCCUCAUCCUCGAUGCUCCAGACCUGGAGCGCCAUCGCCAUAACAGACCCGGCUCACAAAGACAAGGUGGCCGAUCUCGCCGGCGACCAACCCUUCAUUCGCCAGGCACCCUUAUUCAUCCUGUUCUGCGCCGACCUCAGCCGCCUCUCGGAAAGCUCAGAACGGCUGCACAAGCCGGCCCAGGGUCUCGAGAAGCUCGAUCCGUUUCUGAUGGCAUCUAUCGACGCGGCGUUGGCGGCGCAGAACAUGGCUAUCGCGGCCGAGUCGUUGGGACUCGGCAUGUGCUACAUCGGCGCCGCGCGAAACAACGCUCGUCAGCUGACGGAUCUGUUGAAGUUGCCUCCCCGUGUCGUCGGGCUCUUCGGGAUGACGGUCGGAAAGCCCGACUCGAAUUCGUUGAACUGCAUCAAGCCUAGGCUUCCGUUGAAUGAAGUGCUUCACCGAGAGGUUUGGGAUAACGAGGGUCGGGAGGAGAAGAUUUCGGAGUAUGAUCAGAUUCUGGGUUCUUUCUAUGAGGGCCAAAAGAAGCAUAACCGGAAGCCGUGGAGUGAGCACAUUGCCUUGUGUGUAGAGACGGAUGAUUUGGAUGGUAGAGAGUUAUUUAGAGGCGUCCUUGAUGACCAGAAGCUUAGCGUUUCUUGA
This is a messenger RNA of Colletotrichum karsti, 828 nucleotides long. RefSeq lists its product as uncharacterized. NCBI's taxonomy places the organism in Eukaryota, Fungi, Ascomycota, Sordariomycetes, Glomerellales, Glomerellaceae. The record is from RefSeq and is a predicted model, not a curated record. The transcript has a single exon. Gene Ontology annotation, molecular function: oxidoreductase activity. Bases 1 to 828 code for a protein of 275 amino acids.